AUGGCUUCAAGGUGGAAAGAUGACAAAGUCUUGUUAAUAAUUGAUGAAGACCAAAAGUACUCGGAGGAGGAGUGGAAUCAGGUUGAGGUUAGGAGGCGUGAUGAUGGUUUGCGGCGUCGGGAGGAAGGAAAUAGUCAUGGGGAGAAGGGCAUGCGCAUGCACCUAGAUGGCAGCCGUAAGCCUUAUGUGCAUGCGGCCAUUAACACCAAUAAGGAGCUUCCUGACGAUCCUCAAUUUCGACGGUUUAAAGGUUUUGAGGUAUGUGGUAUGCUGGAAGAGGUGGUUGUUCCUAGUAGGCGUAAUGUUAAUGGGGAGCUCUAUGGUUUUGUGAGGUGUUCUAAUGUUCGUGAUGUUAGUAAAUUGUUGAAAGCAGUGAAUUAUGUUUGCUUUGAUAAUUUUAGAGUGAAGGAAGGGGUUGCUAGGUUUGAUAGGGCGGCUGCGAAGGAGGUGGAGAAGGUGGGUGAGGGAGCCAGAGAUUGUGUAGAGGAAAAGGGGGUUCUUGUGAAGGGUGUGGGUGAUGGGAAGAAGGUCGUCGGUGAGGGAGAAAAAAGAGUGACUGAGGGUGUAGUGCAAGAUGGGAAGAAGGUGGUUGGCGAGGGAGAAAAAAUAGUGAGCAUGGGGGUGGUGCAGGAUGGGAGAACGAGAGGGGGUGAGGGUGAAAAAAGUGUGAUAGUGGGAAAGGUGAAGGGGGGCGGAGGUGGAUAUGGUGGAGGAGAGAGUGGGAGCGAUGGGGGUGGUGAGGGUUGGGGAGGUGCGGGGCGUUACAGAAAUGGGAAGGAGGUUGGUGGUGGGAAGAAAGACAAGGGGAAUUUGGUUGGGGGACAAAUUCAUGUACGGUGA
This is a messenger RNA of Medicago truncatula (barrel medic), 840 nucleotides long. RefSeq names its product heterogeneous nuclear ribonucleoprotein A0-like. NCBI's taxonomy places the organism in Eukaryota, Viridiplantae, Streptophyta, Magnoliopsida, Fabales, Fabaceae. The coding region runs from base 1 to 840 and encodes 279 amino acids. The record is from RefSeq and is a predicted model, not a curated record. The transcript is spliced from 4 exons.